Molecule: messenger RNA, 1463 nt
Organism: Pollicipes pollicipes
Lineage: Eukaryota; Metazoa; Arthropoda; Thecostraca; Pollicipedomorpha; Pollicipedidae
Gene: Paip2
Product: polyA-binding protein interacting protein 2
Exons: 5
Coding region: 83-535 (150 amino acids)
Biological process (GO): negative regulation of translational initiation
Cellular component (GO): cytoplasm
Molecular function (GO): mRNA regulatory element binding translation repressor activity
Source: RefSeq, a predicted model, not a curated record
GUGUUUCGACGAGCGUCGUGACUGUUUUGCUAGUUCUCAUUCUCAAUCACCCCGAGGAGGAUUGGGAUUUACGGGGUCAACUAUGGAUCAAUCAAGAGGAAACAUUGGCAAUGGUUAUUAUGGUGACAACCGUGGGGGAACGGGUGGAGGCGAGGCCCCAGCCAAGAAUGAUUCAUUUGAAGACUAUAUGUGGAUGGCAAAUGAAGAGGAGGCAGAAAGGGAGAUGCUAAAACAAAUCGAGGAUGAACAAGCAGCUCAGAAAUGUUUCAACGAAAUGCUGGACGAAGAGGAGCGUAUUGUGCAACCAGAGGCAGCCAGCCCAUGGCAAUCAGGGCAGGUGGGCUGGUCGAGCGGGUGCGCGCAACAGGCGCAGCCGGGCCAGCCCUGGGGCACGCAUCCUGCCCCAGUUCCGCCGGAGGAGGCGCUGGCCAACAACAUCCGGACCAUGUCCGUCAACGACAAGCCGAAGGUGGAGCUGAACCCGCUGGCAGCUGAGUUCGUGCCAGGCCAGACGUUCCAGCCGGCGUCGGGCUGAUGGCGGCCACGCGGAGCGGGCGGCGACAGUGGUGGCGGGACCCUCCUGUGUGUAACUGAGGGGUGACGUGGGCGGCACCGGCGCCCCAGUCGGCGCCGGCCGCCCGGACCUGUACCGGCGACGGCACGGUGCGGCGUCGACCAGCGCCGGCCGUCGGGUGCGGCCCAGUGGCGCCGGGUGUCCGGGGCGGUGUGGUGUGGGUGCUGGCGGGUGUAGCGGCUCAGGCCUCUGCUAGAAACCUUUGUCUCGUUUUCCGACCGCCGCUUUAGUCCCGGGCGAGAGUGACGUGGGCAGCUCUCGGGUGCGUCGUGUCGUCACGUUCCUCAUCUGGGGUGGUCUCAUCUCCACGGGUACAAUAAAAUGGCUUCCCGGUGUCCCUGGGCGAGGGAGGGUGGGUGACAAUCAGGUUCGUGGUCUUGACAGACCUCGGCCUUGUCAUUCCUGUUUCUGGCCGUGGUCUAAGCUGCGCUGCAUUUGACAGAGAGCUGGUCACGUUUCUGUAAACGAAUAAUGAUCUGUCUUUGUUGACAUCAACCCAAUCAAAUAUCGUCCGCCUUUCGUACCGCGUUUUGUAACCCGACUUUUUUCGCAUUGGCUGUUCACCCUGUCGUUUUUGUUGAAGACUCAUCUGCGAAUAGAUGAGAACAUUACAAAAGAUAUUCGCCUGUCAACAAACCACUGUGUGGAAUGUAUCACGCACUAUCGGCUGCGAUGUUUGAGCCCGCGUACGCUGUGCAGGGGAUUCGCAUAAUAUGAACGACAAUAAAAGCCAACCUUUUGUUCAGGGAUACCAUAAAAUACAUAACUUAUGCAGAACGAAUUCUUCUAUUCCAGUGCAUGUGCUGUUUUCCAUGAAAGCUGUUGAGGGAACCGUGAAGCAGCCCUCGUGUUUUUCCAUGUCAAAAUAUAUGUUUCUGGAGAAACACAA